Mercurialis annua (annual mercury) is the source of this 1476-nucleotide messenger RNA. Its product is annotated as protein MAINTENANCE OF MERISTEMS-like. The record is from RefSeq and is a predicted model, not a curated record. The coding region runs from base 1 to 1476 and encodes 491 amino acids. The transcript is spliced from 7 exons. Lineage: Eukaryota; Viridiplantae; Streptophyta; Magnoliopsida; Malpighiales; Euphorbiaceae. Gene Ontology annotation, biological process: meristem maintenance; meristem development.
AUGUCGGAUUCUAACCGAGAAAGUGGACAACAACAACCGACGCGAUCCGAAUGGGUCCGCAGCAGCGGCGGACGUCCGCCGGAGAAGUGCGACGAUAAGUCGCACAUCUCCGGCGGACGUGCGAUGUCCAGCCGGACGCAACCCGGCGCCCAAUGGUUGGACACCGCAAGUCCGGCGGAGACGUGCGGCUUACCGCCGCACUUCUCCGACGGACGCCCACCCUCCUGUCGUAGUUUAUCGUGUAGUCAACAACCUGAUAGAGGAAAGGGUUCAUUGAUACCUACGGAUAUUGAGGGGUCGGGAGCUCGACAUAUCCGGACCGGUAAUGUGGCCGCCUCACAACGACGACAGAGAGACCAGUCGAGGACUACUGAUUCAGACGAUGGUUGGCCCGAUAUCUUCCAGAGUGAUGAUGAUCCGCAAAGUUUAGACGAGCCAGCACACCGCCCUCCCUCCCGUCGUAGGACCGAUUCAUCGUCCGUAGAGUCGACUGGACGAUCUCAGGUUGACGGCUGGAUCGUUCGUGCUCCAGUGCCGGGUGGACACCAUGACGGCACUGUGAUUCCUAGUUUUCUUGGUCAUGUUGCUUCCAAGAUAUGGGAGGGGGAGUUUAGAGGCAUGCUGAAGUGCCAGAACAGAUACUCUGCUUGUCAGAAGUUGGUGCUGUGGUAUAAGGAAACAUCAGAAGAAGUUAGGAAUCUGAUAAACCUUACCGGUUUGGCGCAUCUCCCAGAUACUAUCCUGACACUAGCUCUUUUUCACAUGCCAUUUGGGGAGAUGACUAUUACGCUGCAUGACGUUUGGUAUAUACUCCGCAUUCCAGUCGAGGGAUCUUUGAUUACUGAUACGCCCUAUAAGUUAGAUUUGCAGCGUUCUUGUGCAGAGAUUUUAGGUAUCAGUGUAGAGAGAUUAGCUUCUGGGGGGCAUCUGGCGCAGGGAGGGAUUUUUAUUGAGUCGGUAAUCGAGUUGUGUAGUCAGGGUGCUGCGGGUGAGGCUGAGACUGAGGCCAUUGCUUGGAUUUGGUUGACUUUAGGUUGCACCUUAUUUGUUGAUAAGAGUGGACACAGGUUCAGACCGGCAUGCCUUUGGGAGGUUAGGGAUGGGUUAGGGGACGCGCCUUCUCAUUCUUGGGGCUCCGCUACACUGGCGUACCUGUAUCGGCAGCUAGGAGUGGCUUCUAGGGGUGAUUGUCAGGGGUUGUCUGGUUGUCUGACACUACUUCAGGCAUGGAUAUAUGAAUAUUUUCCAUGCUUUCGACCAAACCGUGAGCAACUGAUUCUCGAUCUUGUUUCUCCUCGAGCUAGCACUUGGAGCGUAUCAUCUUCUGAGAGAGCGGAUACCCGGGUUUUUGCAUUACGCACCCGUUUAGACCAGCUUACUGCGGACGAGGUGACGUGGCUGCCUUUUGGCAUCGAUCCUGCUAUCACCGUUCCCAGGACUGCAUACAUGGGCUGGAUACAGUACAGGGACAUCUAA